CCGCCCUUGCCGGUCUCUCCUUCCGAGUCAACUGACUGAAGACGUCGAUGGACAGCGGCCGUAUGAGAGGGUCCCUGAGGUCUUGCUCCUCUGAUGCAGUGGCGGGCAGCUGCGGUGGCCGCCAAGGCACUUCGCCGAUGGCAUCCCAUGGACAGCAGCCGCAUAGCCGCAUAAUGCUGUCUCAUGCGGCGUCUGGCGCACUCGACAGAAUCUCUCAGUUGCCCGCGUCGUUGAUCAGGACUUGUUGGUCCUCUGCUGCUUCCCUCCGCUGCACACACAGCGUCGCGAGAUCAUGUGCGCCGUGUGUUUGUCGGUGCGGUUGUGCUUGACCAAAUGCGUCUUCUUGCCGCCGUUGUCGGUGUGCAGGUGCCGAUCAGAUUGACGUCCCUGUCGGGGAGAUGACCAGGAAUAUUUGCGCGCUUCACUGGCUGAAGAUCCGUCCCCCUUUCGUGAGCGUCUUAGCGUCGGCGCAGUGACAGAGAUGCGGUGCUCUGCCACAUCGCCCACGUAGAGCGAGAUGAUUGGGGCACUUCCUCAGAAAGAGCUGCCAGAUCUGCCGAGGAAGGCAGACAGACAGGCAGACAGACAGAGAAGGAAGCCUCCAUCCGCCCACAGCAUCGCACCGCAUCAUCCAGCCUUUCCCCUCCCCUCCCCUCCCCUCCCUCUCUCUGUGUGUCUGACAGUUCCGACUCCAUCAGCGCAGGAGAUCUCUGCCGAUCUCCUCUCCGUCAGGGCUCCGAGUGCUGCCGCCCAAGGUACACACCGAGGACAAGAGGGAAACAACUGAUUGCGCACAUGUCUCACCAUCCACACACGUGCAUUUUCUCCCUCUACUGUGCCUGCCUGUCAUUUCAGGUUUCGUCGCAUCUUGUGCCGCUUUCGAGGUCGAGAGCAUCCCCCGCGACGAGACCAGGCAGGCCAGGAGGGCGCGGCUGGGCAUGGAGGGCCUCGGCGUGCAUUCCCAUGGUACCAUGGACAAAUCCAAGGCAGCCGACGCCAAGUCACGGGGCAACGCGGCCUUUCAGAGGCAGGACUACACAUUGGCCGCCGAGUGCUACACCGAGGCCAUCAGCCACGACCCCACCGACAGCGUCCUGUACUCAAACCGCAGCGCCGCCUAUGCCUCGCUCAACGAAUUCACAAAGGCGCUGCAAGACGCCGACAAGUGCGUGCAACUCAAGGGCGACUGGGCCAAGGUGAAUCGAUCAACAGGGUGGGGAUGCACACACGCACACACGCAGACAGACACAUAGAAGAGAUCUGCAUAGAAAGGCAUGCAAUGCGUUUUGGUGACAGGGCCAUGGCCGGAGGGGCUUUGCCCUGUUUCAUUUGGGUCGACUGCUGGAGGCUCACCUCGCAUACAAUAAGGGUACGUGAGGCACAUCUGGACUAUGUAUGUGUGUGAAUAUGCGUUUGAUGUCUUUCUUCUGUCAGCUCUGCAAAUCGAACCCGGCAACGCCAGUCUGCAGGAACGGCUCCACAGUGUCAUGUGUGCCGGAUCACUGACCCAGUGCUUUUCCUCCCCCCGUGAGUUCCUUCGGUACGCCCAGAUGGCCUGCGAGUCCGGAUCCGUCGAGAACAUUGGUUCGACGAUCCGCCGAUCGGCCGAUUUACGGGACCGCAUAACCAACGUAAGACGUUAAUCCAUCCACCCACCCAUCCACCCACCCAUCCAUCCAUCCAUACAUCCAAGCAUCCAUCUAUCCAUCCAUCCACUCACCCAGCCAUGCACCUAUCUCCCUCUGUGUGGUGUGGUGUAUUCGUGGCAGAGCCUCGGGGGCAGCAUCUUCCAGGCCGCCCACGCCGACUAUCUCAAGCUACGAUGUGUGGCGUGCGGCAAGAUCGCCCACAAGAUGGCCGUCUGUAACGGCUGCAACCUCGCCCGCUACUGCUCGUCAGAGUGUCAGCGUACCGACUGGCGUGCUCGCCACAAGGACGACUGCAAGACGGCCACCGAGUAUCUGACGGCAGACUGGUCCCAGGUGCAGCACAGCCCGGCGGGGGUCAUGUAUGUCAUGGGGUGGAUGGGCAGACCGACGUUUGAGGAGACGGUGGUGUUGUCGCAGAAGGCGAUAAUUAAGGAGAUGGUCAAGGCAGGGGAACGCAUCAUCUUCACGAGCAUUUGGGUCAGAGACCUGAACCAGGUGGGGGUCCAAGUGCACACACACAUCGCAUCACCAUCUCUCUCUCUGUCUUCCUCUCCGUGUAUGUGUGGAAACCACACCCAUGUAUGUAGACCCGUUAUUGCACGAUGUAUGUCACCUGCUCUACCGCCGCCCCGUCCCGCCCUCUAUGUGCGUCUGAAUUCACCCCGCAUCCGGACGGGAAGUCUGUGGCCUCCUACAAGUACUUCAGCCUGACCCCUGUCGGCCCACGCGGCGCCGCCCCGCGGUGGCGUGCCACCACCGCCCCCGUCAGUGAGUCGCUGGCUGCCAUGGAAGUCAUGUGCCGCACCCUCAACGAGGCUUUCAAGACCAUCCUGGUGGAGUCUGAUUUCACGCUGGUGCCGGAAGUCUCCAUCGGGUGCCGCAUUGAACUUCCGGCGGGUGCCCGAUUCUGGCGCAAGAUCACCUGUGAGGCGAGCGGCUUCAACGGCGCCGCCCACUGCUGGUGGCACUUCAAUCCGAUCAUCAUCAGUGUCAGCAAGGAGGCCCUGGUCAGUCACUCAGUCGUCGACCCAUGCUUUGCCUACCCAUCUAUGUAUGCGUGGCCAAUCUCUCUCUCUCUCUCUUUUCUCUCUCUCUCUCUCUGUGUGUAUGUGUGUGUGUGUGUGUGUCUUGUCGGGUCAGAUGCGUGCGUCGAGGGCUGUGUGUGGGCGUCGACUGGAGCAGCUCAAGGUGGCGGCCGAUGUGUUUGAGCGCACAUUUCUGGACCGUCGCGGCUCCAACUACCUCUCGCGUGAUAUGUGGGGGCGCCACUUCAAGGCCGUCAUGGACACGCAGGUCGCCAAGGCUGCCAUCGCUGGCUACUGCCAGGCCAACGUACGCGGCAUGACGUGCAGACACACACAAACAAAGGCAGGCAAGGCACAGCAAGAAAUGUGUUGCCUUCUUCGAUGUGUAGAAAGGUGUGCGGGACCGUCAUGUGAAGUCUCAGCUCGUCAAAGAGGCACUCGCCUUCACCGACGUGUUCCGCAUGCACUCCAUCGAGUAUGCUGAAGACGUCCAGCGGAGGGCACGCGGUGCUGUGACGCAGUCAGAAGUGCUGGAUGACUACACACAGGCCGAGGUCGAUGGCGCCAAGGCUGAGCUGGCCGCCCUCGAGCCGCAGUACCCGCCAGACAUAAAGGCCAUCAUCGAUGCACCCGCGCCACAGGUCAGUGUUCAAGGAAGGAACAGGCAGACAGGGACCUGCGUGAUCGUGUGGUUCGUUCAGGCCAGCUGAAUGAAGGGACGGCAAGGCAACGCCUGGCUGUGCGCCGAGCGUUUUUCCUUUUUUCUCUGGCGAACCCUUCACCAUUUAUCCAUCCAUCCAUCCAUGCGGAUCCAUCCUUGUGCGUGUGAGUGCGUGUGAGUUUGGUGGCAAGGAAAGGCUGACAGGCAUACAGGCCCACACGUGUAGGAUAGAUAUGGACAAGUAGGUGUAUGUAUGUGUACAUGGAUUGACAGACAGGUGUCUGUCUGUCACUGCAGGAACCCUCAGCUAGCAGUGAGUGAAUGGGUCACAAGAAUAUUAAUAUGCACACUGGAUGUCGUGUUGAAGCGUGCGUGCGCCGAGGGAUGGGCGGCAGGCGGGCUGCUGUAUGGCUGUCACCUUUUUGGUAUCCAUGUGCAUGAGGCUGUCUCUCUCUCUCUCUCUCUCUCUCGGCGUGCGUCUUGGGGUGUGUGUGUGUGUGUGUGAGACUGUUUAUGUUGACCUCCCCUCUGAGUGAAUUCUGCCUCGUGUGAACGUCUCAAUUGGUUAAUCAGUAGUCAGUCACGGCACCAUGCACAUACACACCAUCCACAUAACAUCAUUCUCUCUCUCCAUCCACCAUGCUGCCUGCAAGUCGCUUUCUUUCCAAUCGGACGGACUUCUUCUCAUCUUGAAACGGACUCUUGCAUGCCAACGAACUCAUGACUGACGUGUGCACAACGCGUUAUUUCACGCAAGGAAGGAACAUGAAUGCGAUGAUGAGUCAGUCAGUCAGUCAGGAGGGCCUCACACAACACACUAGGUACCUACACCUCUGCUGCUGCUGCUCCUCCGCGUGAUGCCGCUGUCGCUGCCGCACCCCUGCCUCUCCCCUUGGUAGUGCCGCCCUCUCCCCUGCCUGGGAUUUGUGUUGCCCUUCCGCUGGGCGCCUCGCGGUUUGGCUGCGGCGGCCUUGUGCGCUGCGCGCCCCACCCGUGUCGUCCAUCUCCUCGUCUCGUCCAUUUGCCUUGCCCACCGUCGUACAGUACUGCACCUG
Vitrella brassicaformis is the source of this 4390-nucleotide messenger RNA. NCBI's taxonomy places the organism in Eukaryota, Vitrellaceae. The record is from the annotation of a GenBank genome assembly.